GAGGUGCAUGUCCUCGGGCAGCGGUUCCGCAACCCAGUAGGUCUGGCGGCCGGCUUCGACAAGCAGGGCGAGGCUGUGGACGGGCUGUACAAGAUGGGUUUUGGCUUUGUGGAAGUAGGGACUGUCACGCCCAAGCCCCAGGAAGGGAACGCCAGACCCAGGGUCUUCAGGCUGGUGGAGGACGAGGCUGUCAUUAACAGGUAUGGAUUCAACAGCCAUGGCCACAUAGCAGUGGAGCGCAGGCUGCGGGCCCGCCAGGAGACACAGCUCAGGCUCACUGGUGAGGGAAUGCCCCUUGGAGUCAACCUGGGCAAGAACAAGAGCUCUACCGAUGCUGCAGCUGACUACAUGGCUGGGGUCCGGACACUGGGCCCUUUGGCUGACUACCUCGUUGUGAAUGUGUCCAGCCCAAACACCCUGGGGCUGCGGGACCUGCAGGGCAAGGCUGAGCUGCAGGACCUGCUGACCAAGGUGCUGGCGGAGAGGGACCUGCUGCCAUGCGAGCGCAAGCCAGCUGUGCUGGUGAAGAUUGCCCCUGACCUCACUGUGCAGGACAAGCAGGACAUUGCUAGCGUCGUCUGCGAGCUAGGUGUGGAUGGGCUGAUUGUCAGCAACACCACCGUGAGCCGCCCCAGCAGCCUCCGGAGCCGGCAGCGCACAGAGCCUGGGGGCCUCAGCGGGAAGCCCCUGCGGGAGCUCUCCACGCAGACCAUCAGGGAGAUGUACUCCCUCACCCGAGGCCAGGUACCCAUCAUUGGAGUUGGUGGGGUGAGCAGUGGGCAUGAUGCCCUGGAGAAGAUCCGUGCUGGAGCUUCGCUUGUGCAGAUGUACACGGCGCUUGUGUACCACGGGCCCUAUGUGAAGCAGGAACUGGAGGAGCUGCUGAGGGAGCAGGGAUUCAAGAAUGUCAUGGAGGCGGUUGGAGCAGAUCACCGGUGCUGA
Molecule: messenger RNA, 942 nt
Organism: Phaethon lepturus (White-tailed tropicbird)
Lineage: Eukaryota; Metazoa; Chordata; Aves; Phaethontiformes; Phaethontidae
Gene: DHODH
Product: dihydroorotate dehydrogenase (quinone)
Biological process (GO): UMP biosynthetic process; 'de novo' pyrimidine nucleobase biosynthetic process
Cellular component (GO): mitochondrial inner membrane; cytoplasm
Molecular function (GO): dihydroorotate dehydrogenase activity
Source: RefSeq, a predicted model, not a curated record